This is a messenger RNA of Radiomyces spectabilis, 1712 nucleotides long. RefSeq lists its product as uncharacterized. The transcript has 6 exons. NCBI's taxonomy places the organism in Eukaryota, Fungi, Mucoromycota, Mucoromycetes, Mucorales, Radiomycetaceae. The record is from RefSeq and is a predicted model, not a curated record. Gene Ontology annotation, cellular component: Fanconi anaemia nuclear complex. Gene Ontology annotation, biological process: interstrand cross-link repair. The coding region runs from base 361 to 1251 and encodes 296 amino acids.
CCGAUUGCAGUUAUUACGUGCUAAACUUGCCCAUCAAGGCUUUGAUAUGUCGGAUCGAAUGAAGCAGGCCAUGAGCAGCACCGGUCAACGUGAGCCAGGUAAGGUUUUCGACAUGGCAUGGCUCGUCGAUUCCUUCAUUGCAGUCAUGACUCAGUGUCGUGUUUAACUCCCUUCUUGUGUGCUAGUGGCCAAGCCGUGGCUCUCUCGUAUGCCUGUGGGCGAUAAACCUGUGAUUAUAUCCUUUUUUGAUACCAUUGAACCUAGUGUGACGUAUUUCGAUGCAUUUCAUAUAAAUCCUUGACCGACGGAUAUUACGUCGCAAAUGGGAUAAUUCCACCUCGACGGAAAAGGCAGCGUACUAUGAUAGGAAAGGCAAAUGAUACACAUUCCCAAGACGAAGCAUCUGAGGAGAAGCUGCCAAGAAAUUAUGAUACGCUUCAGCCUUUGCUGACAGCUUUACACCACCUGACCCUUCCCAAUUCGACCCAUGAAAACAAAGGUUCUUUCUUACUCCAAUUACUCGAAUUACCGUACAACGAUAUGAAAUAUGUGUGUGAAAACGUGGAUUUCCAACUGUGGCCCGCGGAUUUGCUUGCGGAUUUAUGCAGUGCUAUUCAGGCGUCCAAGGAUGUGACCCAUCCAUGUAUGACGAUCCUGAUACACAAGGCAGUGUACCCUCAUAUUUUAUCUCUGGAUUCUUCAUUAUCGCGCGUGAUGAUGAAUCCUCUGUUAUCCAUCGGUCAAAGCAUGGGAAAACCUGUGCUGGAUGGCCUCAUCUUGCCACUCUUGCGACAUGAAACCAUCGGGCGCAUUCAGUUGGAUGUGGCUAAUAAAUUGGUCACUCAUUCGUUGUCACCCUCCAUUCGGCUUUUACUACUAAGAGCUCUCGCCACCAAUGAAUUCAACGGUCCUUUACCUGAAAAAAGUAUAGCAUUGGAUGUGUGGAACGAUGACAUUGCACAGAUUAUCAAUAACGUCUUGAGUACGCCGCCGCUCCUCGAUUUGGACUCAACGUUACUGCUUAUGGUGAUACAUAAAUUGGAACGAAUGGUCGAUAAGGAUCCGAAGAACAAGAGCGGUAUGCAAGUGUUACUGGUGCUGACCAGCAAAUAUGGCCAGACAGUGGCCGAAACGGGCUGCAUUGAAGCUGCAGAAAUGGUGGCAACCAAAAGCACCAUGUUCCUCAAGCGGUCGAUUCUCGGCAAACUCACCGGUCUGAGGAAGAAAUUACAAUUGUUUCAUGUACAAUAAGCAACGGGUCGACGUCCCGAGUUGGAUUCAACAUGAAACGAGAACAAAUCAAAUGACCGAAUUUAACCGCAAAAUGAGCAAUGACAGUAUGAUGCUGUGCAUGAUGUCCAUGCAUAGCUUCCUAAAAUGUACCCAAAGAAAAAGAUGCAUUGCGACAGAACCAAUGGCGCCAUUUUCGCUUAAAGAAGCUUUUUUGUCUUUUUUAAUUUCGUCUCAAGUAUAAUGACCGACUUGUAUCAUCUCCUCCCCUUUGCCCAUUGUUGCACGCGAACGCCAUUCCCCCCACGCCUCACCCCCCAUCCUUAAUCCGUCUUUCUUUGUAUUUGUAAAUUCUCUGUUUUUUUCGUCCUCCGCCAUAAUACUCGAGAAACACAAAUUUUCAACCAAGCACUUGGUUGUUAUGGUCACACCAAAAGGAAUAAAAAAAAAAGACAGGCAUGGAGAUAGAUCAAUUUUUGGGU